Molecule: messenger RNA, 4031 nt
Organism: Oryzias melastigma (Indian medaka)
Lineage: Eukaryota; Metazoa; Chordata; Actinopteri; Beloniformes; Adrianichthyidae
Gene: grk3
Product: G protein-coupled receptor kinase 3
Biological process (GO): regulation of signal transduction; protein phosphorylation; G protein-coupled receptor signaling pathway
Molecular function (GO): G protein-coupled receptor kinase activity; ATP binding; G protein-coupled receptor binding
Source: RefSeq, a predicted model, not a curated record
GCGCCCGCCACAGCCCGCGUCGCUUUGGGGAAAUCUGACAGAAAAUGUUCCUAGAUGAAUGUUGGAAGGCGCUGCUUCGUGACUGUGCACAUCCAGGAAGGAAAAGCCAACUUCUGGUUAGGUUCUCGGCUGUUAUUCGGUUAAUCACUGCGUCGUUUCGUCGAAGGUCGGCGUGAAAACCCCGAAAAACGGCGGGAGUUUCUCCGCAGAGCCGCAGCGUGAAGCAGGUUUUUGGUAGAAAACAGCCCGAUGCCGCUCCGGCCCAAAGGAAGAGCCGCUCCGCGUUUUACCCGCCUCUCCCCGCCGCAGUGGGAGGAAGUCGAACCACAAAGCCAGCGGUGCCGCCGCGCCGAAGAAAAAACCCCGAAAACACGCACGUGAAGACUGGCUCGCGCUGAACGUGAGCCGUAUUACUGCAGGAAACCGAGCAGCGAAGGAAGCGGGCACGCGGGGAGGCAGCCGCUCGGAACCCGCCGUACCAGGACUGCCCGAACACCGACAGCCUGACAGGCAGGACCCGCACGGGGUUCGCUCCCGGUUUUUGAUUUAAAAUCACAUUUCUGAAGGGGGUAGGUAGCGCGGUUCGCUAGAGACGAGCGGGAGUCCGCGUCCGCUCGAUUCUUCAGGAAAAGUUGCAGAGGCGAACCACCGCUCUUCAUCUCCCUCCGCCGUCCGCGUCACCGCCGUCCUCAGUCCGGAGCCCUGCGCUGGCUCUCCUCAUGGGAAGCGCGCGCCCCCUCCUCCCCAUCGAGCCCGGGACACCCCAGCGAGAAGCCAUGGAUUAUGUGACCGGACGCUGCUGAUGUUUUUCGGGCCCGCUGGACUGUCGAAGGCUGCUCCGCCGAAACGCAGCGACACUUCCCCUAAACGAGGCGGCAGCGGAGCCGUUAGCCUCCGCGUCAGCGCGCGGCUCGAGCCAGUCUGUCAGUGAGUGCUUACGGUCGGGACCGGCGGGGGGCAUUUUAGCACGCCCGCGAUUUAAAGCGGUAAUAAAAACCAGAACAAGCCCCCCCCCACAGCAAAGUUUACAGCGCAAACUGCUCGAGUUAACGUCAGCUAGCCUCCUGGCUAGUGCGGUUCUUUAGCUAGCUAGCGUCGUGGCUAACUAGCAAAUAUCGACCCGCGCCAGUCCGCGAGCGCAGGAAGUGGGAUUGGGUUCUGAUUAGUUAAUCCCGCCGAUUUGCCCGGAUUGGAUUUUGGUGCUGAAACCCCUCGAAGUGUUAAUCUGCAUCUUUUCCGGUCUGGUUUGAUGGAUGCGCGGACGCGGAACAUCUCAGCCUGAACAGGAAGCCCCGAACCGACGUCAAAACGAACCGACCCGGAGCUCGGAUUUUAUUUGAGCCCGGGCUCAUGUUUCACCGGAGACCUGCACGCGCUCCUCUGUGCCAAAGCCCGCGCGAGACACUCGCAUUUUUGGGUGCAUAACCGAGGACUAGAUUACAGAUCUGAGCCUCCCUCCCCCCAAAAAGCCUUUUUUACCCCCCUCCCCGACUGCUGGUUUGACACCAGCGGGACCAGACACACGUGUCCCAGUUCUGCUGCAUCCGAGGCCCGGGAGGAGGCCGGCCCCCGCCUGCCAUUUUUACUGAAAAUACAGCCUUUUUGUUUACAUUUGAAGGACCCCCCCCCCCCCCCACCCGAAACUCAUGCCAAAGUGGAGCCGGACCGGCGCGUUUGGACUCUUCUGCAGCAGGGACGCCCCCGGGCACGCGGACGGCCUGACAGCUGUUUUCUGAUCCACAUCUCGGCGCGUGAAACGAGGAAGUCCGCGCACGCGGCCCGCUCACACUCCCGCAGCUUUGCGUUAAAUGGGAUUACAGAAGCGGUGAUCUGCGGGCCCGAUUGAUCUGUGGAUGAGCCCACCCUAAACCCCCUUGGUGAUGGUUGUUUGAGGCUCGGUUCCGGUCCCGGAUGUUGGUCCGGUUUGCAGUUCAUCCGCAGCGUGAUGCAGAAGUACCUGGAGGAGAGAGACGAACUGACGUUUGACAAAAUCUUCAACCAGAAAAUUGGCUUCCUGCUGUUCAAAGAUUUCUGCUUUAACGAGAUCGACGAAGCCGUGCCGCAGCUCAAGUUCUACGAAGAGAUUAAGGAGUACGAGAAGCUGGACUCGGAGGAGGAGCGGCUGAGCCGCAGCCGGCUGAUCUACGACGUCUACAUCAUGAAGGAGCUGCUGUCCUGCUCACAUCCGUUCUCCAAGAAGGCCGUGGACCACGUGCAGAGCCACCUGGCCAAGAAGCAGGUCCCCCCCAACCUCUUCCAGCCGUACAUCGUGGAGAUCUGCGACAGCUUGAGAGGGAAGAUCUUCCAGAAGUUCAUAGAGAGUGACAAGUUCACCCGGUUCUGCCAGUGGAAGAACGUGGAGCUGAACAUCCACCUGACCAUGAACGACUUCAGCGUCCACCGGAUCAUCGGCAGGGGCGGCUUCGGGGAGGUGUACGGCUGCAGGAAGGCCGACACGGGGAAGAUGUACGCCAUGAAGUGUCUGGACAAGAAGAGGAUCAAGAUGAAGCAGGGGGAGACGCUGGCGCUCAACGAGAGGAUCAUGCUGUCGCUGGUCAGCACCGGGGACUGCCCCUUCAUCGUCUGCAUGACGUACGCCUUCCACACCCCCGACAAGCUCUGCUUCAUCCUGGACCUCAUGAACGGAGGAGACCUGCACUACCACCUGUCUCAGCACGGCGUCUUCAGCGAGAAGGAGAUGCGCUUCUACGCCGCCGAGAUCAUCCUGGGUCUAGAACACAUGCACAAUCGCUUCGUGGUCUACAGAGACCUGAAGCCCGCCAACAUCCUGCUGGACGAGCACGGCCACGUCCGGAUCUCCGACCUCGGCCUGGCCUGCGACUUCUCCAAGAAGAAGCCGCACGCCAGCGUCGGCACGCAUGGCUACAUGGCGCCGGAGGUUCUGCAGAAGGGGACGGCGUACGACAGCAGCGCAGACUGGUUCUCUUUAGGAUGUAUGCUGUUCAAGCUCCUGCGAGGGCACAGCCCCUUCAGACAGCACAAGACCAAAGACAAACACGAGAUCGACCGCAUGACGCUGACCAUGAACGUGGAGCUGCCAGACUCGUUCACGGCCGAGCUCAAAGACCUGCUGGAAGGGCUCCUGCAGAGGGACGUGUCCAAGAGGCUGGGCUGCCAGGGCCGCGGGGCUGCAGAGGUGAAGGAGCAUCCCUUCUUCAAAGGCAUCGACUGGCAGCAGGUUUACCUGCAGAAGUACUCCCCGCCUCUAAUCCCUCCCAGGGGGGAGGUGAACGCCGCAGACGCGUUCGACAUCGGCUCGUUCGACGAGGAGGACACCAAGGGCAUCAAGCUGCUGGACAGCGACCAGGAGCUGUACAAGAACUUCCCGCUGGUCAUAUCGGAGCGCUGGCAGCAGGAAGUGGCGGAGACGGUCUACGAGGCCGUCAACUCGGACACGGACAAGAUCGAAGCUCGCAAACGGGCCAAGAACAAGCAGCUGGGCCACGAGGAAGACUACGCCCUGGGGAAGGACUGCAUCAUGCACGGAUACAUGCUGAAGCUCGGGAACCCCUUCCUCACGCAGUGGCAGCGCCGCUACUUCUACCUGUUCCCCAACCGGGUGGAGUGGAGGGGCGAGGGCGAGUCGCGGCAAAACCUGCUGACCAUGGAGCAGAUCGUGACGGUGGAGGAGACGCAGAUCAAAGACAAGAAGUGCAUCCUGCUGCGCAUCAAAGGAGGGAAGCAGUUCGUGCUGCAGUGCGAGAGCGACCCCGAGUUCGUGCAGUGGAAGAAGGAGCUGACGGAGGCGUUCACGGAGGCGCAGAAGCUGCUGCGCCGCGCCCCCAAGGUGAUCGGGAAGAGCCGCGGCGGCGUGCUGGACCAGCCCAAACCCCCCCUCACACACCGCAACAGCAACGGCCUGUGAACGCACACACGCACCCGGAGACGCACACACACGCACGCACACACACCGCACCCCCUCAUCACUGCAGGACUGACGCCGGCCACGCCCACUCUGCACGCCGGCCACGCCCACUUCACACGCCAGCCAACCAGAGGCGACGCUCCCU